AUGGCUCAAGUCUGGCUCAUCACCGGCUGCUCCUCAGGCUUCAGCAGCAAAUUUGUCACUCAAGUCCUUUUCCGCCGGGACAAGCUGGACGUGACAGCCUUUCAGGAAACACCGAAUCAAAAGGCCUCUGAUGCGAUCGCCAUCAACAGGAAAGUUGAUGUUCUGGUGAACAAUACAGCUUACACGCAGUUUAGCACAUUGGAGGACAUGAAGCUUGGAGAUCACGUUUCCCAAUUCACCACCAAUAGCUUCAAAACGAUCAACAUCACCCGAGCGUUCCUGCCGCAUCUCCGUAAACGUAGGGAAGGGGUCAUUGUUCACAUUGGCUCCAUGGCUGCGUGGGAGUCAUACCCUGCCGUCGGGGCAUAUAGCGCCUCCAAGGCUGCAACCGACGCAACGGAGGCUCUUGAUCAUGGAACUAAUGAUCUCGGAAUCAAGACGCUCUUGGUGGAAUCUUGUCAGUGCCGUACUGAGCUCUUGAGCGCCGAGAGUCGCGUGUUCGCUGAGCCUAAAUUCCCCGAGUAUCAAGAGUUGACUGGGGCGAACGGGAAGCAGAGAAGUGAUCCCAAGAAACAAUUGCACGUAUCAUUGAUGUGGUCAAGAGGAGAACGCGGCCAAAAAAGGGACAGUGGCCAAAGGAGCUGGCGCUGGGCCCGGAUGCGGUGGCAGCCAUUCGGAAGAAGUGACAAGAUACGCUGA
Molecule: messenger RNA, 699 nt
Organism: Aspergillus fumigatus Af293
Lineage: Eukaryota; Fungi; Ascomycota; Eurotiomycetes; Eurotiales; Aspergillaceae
Source: RefSeq, a predicted model, not a curated record